AAGAGGAAGAGAAAGACAGGGAGUGAAAAAGGGCUCCAAGGGAUUGAGGUUUUUCAAGAAUUCAGUACCAGAAUGGUGAAAACCAUAUUCUUUCUGUGAUUAAAGCCAAGCCCAUCUCCAUUUUCGUGUUCAAGUUGAACCCACUUUUCAUUUACUACCCGAGAAGUGAAAGCUCUUCCAAUUGCGUCAGUUUAGGGCUCACACAAAACAGAAAGCCGUUUGCGUGUUGGAGAAGAAAAAGUUUCUUGGGAGCCGAGAGAAUUUCUUUUAAAUCAGAGACAGAGAGCUCGUAGAAGCUAAUAGGAUUUGCUUCGCUGUUAAGGCUUGUGGUCACCCGAUCAGCAAGAAAGGUAAAAUCCUGGGACCCUCUGUUGAAAAUAAAUCUGCCAAAGGCUCAAAGGCAUUGACAUAUAUAUCUCAUAAUGGAUCCAUCCAUUGUGAAGAAGCUCCUUGAAGACGACGAGGACGAAACCAUGCAUUCCAGGGCGGAUUUGGAGGCCUUCCAGGCUGCCCUGAAUAAGGACAUAGAAGGAGAUGUGUCUGCUUCCCAGCCGUCUGAUUCAGACACCGCGGUUUUGUCUCAAGGAAGCAAUAAUACUUCUAGUCAGUCAUUACUGCAGUUGAGUACUGCUAGCCAGGAUGAAAAUACAGCUGGUCAAAUUCAACAAGACCAAAAAAUUGCACAACAUCAGGAACUGCAUUUGUAUGAAAUGGAACCAAAGCAACAAGGAUCCGUUGCUGAGAAUAUGCAACAAAAAAAUGAUGCCUCACAGGUACUUAAUCACUUUCCUUUACCCCAGAAGCGACCGCAUGGUGAUCUUCAAGAAGGACAGGCAGAACAGAAGCCAAUCCAGAUUCCUGAAACAACUGGAAUGCUGAUUUCUGAAAAACACCCCAGCUCAACAGAGGAGCAUGGCAUAGCACCUAAUCUCAAAAGCGAAUCUCAGUACUUAAAGCUUCAGAAGAUGAGCAGUCAACAAUCAAUGAUCACAGAGCAGCCAAGAAGCCCUUCGAAUGAAAGCAGACAAGUACCAUUUUACCAGUUAUAUCCCCUCUUAUUGCCCCAACUAAAUAAAGACAGAGGCAGGCAACUUACUACUCUAUUUGGUAGACUCAAGAGCCGUCAAAUCCGCAAAGAUGCUUUUGUCAGGGAACUUAAAAGUAUUGUUGGGGAUGAGAUGCUCAGAAUGGCAGUAAAGGAAGUGCCACUAAUGCCUAGUCCUAAACAUCAGUUACUACCUAAGGCCUCGGUCCAGCAACAACCUCCAAGGAUGCUAUCUAUUAGUGCAAGUGCCACACAGUUGACUAACCCUCGUUCAUCUGCACUUCAUCUGAGAGGUCCCAAUUCUGCCACUGACCCAUCACACAGUCUCCCUUCAACAGUUCAGGUACAGACUGAUUCAAGCCAUCCGCUCAUUAAAAAUAGUGCUAGAAAAUUGCCAGAAGCAGAAUGUCACUCAGAUUCUGAGGGAAUGCAAGUAAGUCAAAUUUCUUCCUCUAGUGUGGUAACUACCAAUCAAGAAAGGGAGUGCUUCUCAGUUCCUAUGCAUGGAAACGCUGGUCGUACUUGUCACCUGUUUUCAGGGACAAAUGUCAAUACUUGCGCAUUGCCUGUCAAACCGCAGCCUUCUGAUGCACAACUGAGACAAGUCCUACAACAUCAAAGCAUGGGUUCUGCUCAGUCAGGUGGGGAAGCACAUGGAGCGAGCAUCAUGAGUGGGUCCAAAACGGAGAGGCAAAAUUCUAUGAAUGAACCUAGUAGACUGCAAGGUGGAUCUCUUAUUCACAUUACAACUAAUGCAACUUUACGACAGAAUCCUAAUCCUUCGCAAUCCUCAAAUAAAGGGCAGAGUUCCCGUCCUGUGUCAUCAAUGGCUUAUGUCAAACAGGAAUCGAUUGAUCAGACUGCUGAGCAGCAGCACAAGCCUCCAUUGCCUAGUUCACAUGGAUUGCCUUCGGUUUCUGCUGGAGUACUUGAACAGGGAAAUGCAUCAUCUGUAAUUUCAAUGGAUGAGUCCUUAGAGAAGCAGCCUUCUAGAAUGGGUGUUUCAUCAUCGCCUUCUACAAUCACAGUGCCUCAAAGUUCGGUGUCUCCUUCCGUCAUGAUGCAAGUCAAUCCUAGUGUCUCGUUAGGCCCUCGGAUAAUGUCUGGAACCUCCCCUUGUGGGAUUAAUAAUAAAACACCUCCAAAAAAGCCUUCUAUUGGCCGAAAGAAGCCGCUUGAAGCACUUGGUUCUUCACCACCGCAAUCAAGUAAGAAGCAAAAAGUAAGUGUAGCGUUUUCGGAUAUUGAACAACUCAAUGAUGUCACUGCUGUCAGUGGAGUUAAUCUUAGGGAAGAGGAAGAGCAGCUGUUUCCAGGGCCCAAGGAGGAUAGUCGAGCUUCAGAAGCCUCUCGAAAAUCUGUGCAAGAAGAAGAGGAAAGGCUGAUUUUGGAGAAGGCUCCACUGCAGAAAAAAUUAGCCCAAAUUAUGGUCAAAUGUGGUCUGAAAAGUGUAACCCAUGACGUGGAGCGAUGCUUGUCACUGUGUGUGGAGGAAAGAAUGAGGGGACUAAUAAAUAAUUUAAUCCGACUGUCAAAGCAGCGGGUUGAUGCUGAGAAAUCAAGACACCACACUAUUACUAACUCUGAUGUUCGGCAACAAAUUAUGGAUCUCAAUCAGAAAGCUAGGGAAGAAUGGGAGAAAAAGCAGGCUGAGGCAGAAAAGAUCCGGAGGCUUAAUGAGCCUGAGGUUGACAAUGGAGUCGAUGGAGACGAGGAGAAGGAUGAAGGCCGUCCUAAAUCAUUUAAGACAAACAUAGAGGCAGAUGGAAAACUGAGGACAACAGCAGCAAAUGUUGCUGCCCGUGCUGCAGUUGGGGGAGACGACAUGUUCUCAAAAUGGCAACUCAUGGCACAAGCCCGGCAAAAACGUGAAGGUGAGAUUGAUGCGGCAUCUGGGUCCCAGCCAGGUAAAGAUGUAAACCACAAACCUACAUCAACAACUGGAAGGAUCAUGAAGGGCAGUCAAGAAGCAGAGAAAAGGGGUGAUCCGGCUCAUGUUGCUACAGCCGGGCCAAUUAGAAAAUCUGGAAGGAACCAAGUUAUCAUGCCUCAAACAAGGAUGGCUCGUACUAUAUCCGUCAAGGAUAUGAUUGCUGCCUUGGAAAGGGAACCUCAGAUGUCGAAGUCUAUGUUGAUAUAUCGGUUGCAUGAGAGAAUCCAAUCCUAGACACCACUGUGGAAUAGUCUUAAAGUAAAAAAGAAAAGAAAAAAACAAACAAUGAGAUCGUAGUCAUCGUUGGCCUCAGAAUCUUCUUGUGAAAAUGAUAAAAAGAGAGAAUGGUAGAGACGAU
This is a messenger RNA of Prunus avium (sweet cherry), 3336 nucleotides long. Its product is annotated as transcription initiation factor TFIID subunit 4b-like. Gene Ontology annotation, cellular component: transcription factor TFIID complex. The record is from RefSeq and is a predicted model, not a curated record. Lineage: Eukaryota; Viridiplantae; Streptophyta; Magnoliopsida; Rosales; Rosaceae. Gene Ontology annotation, biological process: transcription initiation at RNA polymerase II promoter. Gene Ontology annotation, molecular function: protein heterodimerization activity; RNA polymerase II general transcription initiation factor activity; DNA binding.